Aethina tumida (small hive beetle) is the source of this 755-nucleotide messenger RNA. RefSeq names its product fatty acid-binding protein, adipocyte (gene fabp). The transcript has 3 exons. Gene Ontology annotation, cellular component: cytosol; nucleus. The record is from RefSeq and is a predicted model, not a curated record. Lineage: Eukaryota; Metazoa; Arthropoda; Insecta; Coleoptera; Nitidulidae. Bases 175 to 582 code for a protein of 135 amino acids. Gene Ontology annotation, molecular function: fatty acid binding. Gene Ontology annotation, biological process: fatty acid transport.
ACCUAAAAGCGAAAACUGACGCAGUGGCGUGAUACCGCAAACCGUGGCGGCGGCGAAUCCGUGGGGGUAUCCGGCAUAAAUUCAGGAACCGGCCGGCGUCCGAUUCAUUCGCGUUACCGAAACAUUUUUCGACGGUUCCACACACAAUCGUACGGUCCAGCAGCAAACACCAAAAUGGUAGACGCAUUCUUGGGUAAAAAAUACAAGCUGGCCACCAGCGACAACUUCGAUGAAUUCAUGAAGGCGCUCGGGGUUGGUCUGGUGACCAGGAAGAUGGGCAACGCCGUCUCGCCGGUGGUCGAUCUGGCCAAGGAGGGUGACGAGUACGUGCUCUCGUCGGUCUCCACCUUCAAGAAUGUGAUUAUCAAGUUCAAGCCCGGCGUCGAGUUCGACCAGGAGACGCCCGACGGCAGGAAGGUGAAGGCCACGAUCACCGUCGACGGCAACACCCUGCACGAGGUGCAGAAGGGCGCCGACGGCAAGACCACCACCAUCGACAGGACAUGGACCGACGAUGAGAUCAAGAUGGUGAUGACCGUCGACAACAUCACCGCCACCAGGGUCUACAAGGCCCAGGCCUAAGCGCACUGAAUAUUUUUUUUUUAUUAUAAUUAUACUAUUAUUAUGUAUGAUCUACGUACUGAUUUGUUAGGAAGGAGCAAUCAUGUUUUCUGAUUAUUUUAUUCAAUAUUUAAUUGCGAUUUUGUACUACUUUGUAUACAUCACUUGGUAAAAUAAAAUGCUGUUAAAAUAAA